Rhopalosiphum maidis (corn leaf aphid) is the source of this 1172-nucleotide messenger RNA. RefSeq lists its product as uncharacterized. Bases 164 to 1054 code for a protein of 296 amino acids. The transcript has 8 exons. NCBI's taxonomy places the organism in Eukaryota, Metazoa, Arthropoda, Insecta, Hemiptera, Aphididae. The record is from RefSeq and is a predicted model, not a curated record.
AUUUGUUUGUUAUGAAAAGUAAAAACCAGUAUUUCAAAUUUAAAUUUUUAAAACAAAAAUCGUAAAUUAUAUACUUAAAGUUGUUUAAUAUAUUUCUAUUACCAAUACAUUAUAAUGAGAUAACUGUUGAAAACACUUGGUUUUUUUAAAAUAAAAUAAAAAAAUGGAAAAUAAAGAAGUUUCUGUUGAAAUAGUCACCAAUAAAAUAUAUUUCAUAGAAGAUGACAUGAAUAUUUCUUUCAAGUUUAUCAAUAAAUCUUUGAAACCAAAAUAUUCCGAUUGGAUUGCAUUAUAUAAAUGUAGCAGCAAUAGAAAUUUAGAAGAAUUUGUUGCAGUAGAAACUGAUUUAAAAAUUCACACACCGACAAAGUAUGGUUUUUAUCAAGUUAAAUUUUAUGCAAAUCAGUUGAAGAAUGUUAAAUGUAAUGUACCCUAUGAAUUUCUUUAUGGCAAUGAAUUUAAUGAGAUCUAUGGAAUAAGUCAUCAUAUACGUUUUAUUCAUCAAAAUGAAUGCAUCUAUUGUUAUCCUGAUAACUCAGAAUUAGAAACAAACCAUUGCAGUAGUUGUGUCUCACCGGAAUUAAUCAAUUCAUUAUUAUCUCAUAUUUCUAUUUUGGAUAGUCAAUUAACUGACUGUAAAGUAAAAUCUAAUGAGAUUAUAUCAUUGAAUAAGCGUUUAAUGGCUCAAAUGAAUGAGAAUGAAAUAAUUGUUCAAAAAAAUAAUGAAUUCUUGGAUGAUUUGUUUUAUUCUAAUGAACCUGUGACUAGAGAUGGAUAUAAGUGGAUUGAAACAUGUACUGAUAUCGAUUUAAAAAUGAGUUGUAUUGAAAGCAACGAAUAUGAGCUACAAGAUCUAUCAAAUCAACAUUAUGAUUUUAAAAAAGCAUUGGAAAAAUGCACUAAUAAAGAGGACAAUGAAGUUAAUGAUGUUCAGCCUCCUAACACUGAUACUGACAAGAUGCUAGAUUGUACAGUAAAUGUAGAAAGUGUGUUUACACCAGAGCCCUCUACAGCAACUAUUGUUUUUAUUGACAGUGAUGAAGAUGAUGUUUAAUUGCUUCAAUAUUGUCAUUAUUGAAAACAUCAAUAAGAAUUUAUAUUUAUAUUUUUUGUUUGAUAAAUGUUUAUUUAUUCUAAGCUUAAUGAGAUAAUUUUAUCUAUAUAAACUUGUU